AUGGCCUGGGGGGACGGGGCGACGCGCUUCGCGCGGGGCUCCACCGACGAGGCGGAGUCGUGUCCGUUGGAAUUGCACGCAGAACGCGCGAGCGACUUCGAAGCCAUCAUGCUAGUCGUCGGAACGACCGUCGGGGGUGGAUUCUUGGCGAUGCCGUACUUUGCCGCGCCCGCGGGGUUCGUGCCGGCGGUUUUGAUAUCGUGCGGCGCGUGGGCGGUGCUCGCGGCGAGCGGACUGUUGGUGUCCGAGACGCUCAUGCACACGUGGGCGCGGUCGAACGGUCGAGCGGUAAGUUUGUUGAGCGUAACAUCGGAUUAUCUCGGAAAGAGUUGGGGUAGCAUCGUCGCGGUGUCGUUCUUUGUGAUGAUGAACUGCACCCUGGUGAGUCAGCUCGCAAAGUGCGGGUCGUUGGCGAGUUUUUUUAGCGGUGGCGCGGUGUCGCACGUUUUCGGUGCGGCCGUGACCGCGGCGAUUGUUGGAUACGUGUCGUUUUCAAACAAAGCGGCCAAGGUGAACGCGUAUGCGACCGUUGGUAUUUUUAUGUCGUUUGCGGCGAUUUGCGUCUUUGGAGUGACGAAUUUGACGCCUAGCAAGCUCACUUUCAUGAACUUCGCCGCGGCAGUGCCGGCACUCCCCGGUUUGGUACAACUAUACACGUAUGGAGAGUGCUUGCCGACGUUAGUUGACAUGCUCAGAGGUGACAGAGAACGUAUCAGGCGCGUGAUUUUGCUCGGCACCUCGGUCCCCCUCGCAAUGUACACUUGUUGGCUCGUCGUUUCGCUCGCUCAGAGUGGCGCUUGGGCUGGAACCGCGGACUUAGCGCAAGCAAUGUUGGAAAGUGGCGGUAUUUUGGGUGGAGCGACCGCUUCUGUCGCGAUCGCGGCGUCGAUCUCAACGCUCAUCGGGGGCUACUUGGCGUUGAGUCGGUUUUGCGCCGACGCCUUGAAGAAAAAGACGGUGAGUCAUUCAAAGUCCGUGAUUGCGCUUACCCUGCUUCCCUCGCUACUUUUCGCCUGUAAAGGCCCCGACGUGUACUUUUCCGCGCUCAAAUUCUCUGGAGCUGUGGUCGUCAUCAUUUUGUGGGGUAUUUUGCCUCCGCUGUUGGCAAAAUCUUUAUGGAAGCGAGAAGGAGCUUUCACCGAAAUCCGAAAGUUCUUCGUUUACGUCUGGACUACUCUCGCGAGCGUCGCUCUGUGCUUUGGCGUUCGGUCUCUUGUCGUCGCGUGA
Messenger RNA from Ostreococcus lucimarinus CCE9901, 1227 nucleotides. Its product is annotated as HAAAP family transporter: tyrosine. The coding region runs from base 1 to 1227 and encodes 408 amino acids. NCBI's taxonomy places the organism in Eukaryota, Viridiplantae, Chlorophyta, Mamiellophyceae, Mamiellales, Bathycoccaceae. The transcript has a single exon. Gene Ontology annotation, biological process: amino acid transmembrane transport. The record is from RefSeq and is a predicted model, not a curated record.